CAGCCUGCAAAAGUGACAAAGAGUAUUUAUUCUGUGAGAAUUGAUUUGAAAGUGAAAUGCAUGCAAAAUAAAUAGGGUUUUCUAAAUAUGUUGUGUGUUUUUGAAUGGAAAGAGAACAUAAAUAUUGUCUCGCAAUCCCAGCUCUGCGAUUAAAACUUCUUGGGAAACAGUUUGUGUACGCCUGUGAGCUGUGCAAAGCCGUGUCACGUUGCCAUACCCAGGCAAUGUGCCUGCUAAAGCUAAGGUCGUUUCUGUUCCGAGGCCUGGACCUGGCUGUCCACAUGGGCGCAUGGAGCACAUGCGAUUAUUCGGCAUUUUGGUUUACAAUUCAUUGGAUUUGCCAGUCUAUUUGCUCAACACUUGGCCAAAACAAUUGGAAAUGCAAAUGGUACUGGAAGCAGGGUGUGGGUGACGGCGAGAAGAUAAUGGCGGCACGGGGUGCUGGUCAGAGCCGCGGCACACAAAAUGCACGCAGACAACAAUGA
Messenger RNA from Drosophila novamexicana, 485 nucleotides. RefSeq lists its product as uncharacterized. The transcript has 5 exons. The record is from RefSeq and is a predicted model, not a curated record. Bases 105 to 485 code for a protein of 126 amino acids. NCBI's taxonomy places the organism in Eukaryota, Metazoa, Arthropoda, Insecta, Diptera, Drosophilidae.